Messenger RNA from Eimeria necatrix, 204 nucleotides. RefSeq lists its product as hypothetical. Bases 1 to 204 code for a protein of 67 amino acids. The record is from RefSeq and is a predicted model, not a curated record. NCBI's taxonomy places the organism in Eukaryota, Apicomplexa, Conoidasida, Eucoccidiorida, Eimeriidae. The transcript has a single exon.
AUGCAAAGCAUUCAAAAGCUCCAAAACGGCCAGGGCCAGCGCCUCCAGGCCCAGUACUUGUAUUCAAGUUUCCCCCGCGUGGCUGCGCGGCUGCUGGAGGCCGCCUUCGCCGCGGGGAGUUCCCGCGUGGAAAUUGUUGCAAAUUUUUCCAAGUUCGAGCUGCGAGUCUGCGACAAUGGGUGGGAAGUUCAAUUAAUUAAUUAA